AAGCCGGGGAGGACUGAGCGUGAGGUCUACCUGCAGGAAGUUGGCAACGGAAACCGGGAUAGCGGUAGAGAAGAGGUACCUCAGGCCCGAUGGAGACUGUGGAAGCAAGUGGCAGCGAUGGGAAAGGGCGAGGGGUCGAGACCUCCGUCACGUAUUACCGAUUGGAGGAGGUGGCGAAACGCAACUCCCCGAAGGAGAUUUGGCUGGUGAUCCACGGGCGAGUCUACGAUGUCACCCGCUUCCUUAACGAGCAUCCUGGCGGAGAAGAGGUUCUGCUGGAACAAGCUGGUGGAGAUGCAACUGAAAGUUUUGAAGAUGUAGGCCACUCCUCUGAUGCCAGAGAAAUGCUCAAACAGUACUAUAUUGGUGAUGUGCAUCCGAAUGACCUUAAACCUAGAAGUGAUGGCAAGGACCCUCCGAAAAAUAAUACGUGCAAAAGCUACUGGUCGUAUUGGAUCUUCCCCAUCGUAGGUGCUAUUCUCUUAGGUUUUCUGUAUCGUUACUACAUGGCGGAGAGCAAGUCCUCCUGAGGAGACCUUGUUGAAGUCUGGAAAGCACAUCUACUUGGGAGUGAGAACUGGACACUUGUUUGGAGGCUGCAGCGGUGCCCUCUUCUCGAAUCCUGCCAAUUGUAUUCUUCUCCCUCGGACCCCAGACUGUUGGCCAGACAUCCGCCUCAGCCCUGGGGCCAGUGUCCAAGUCAUUUCUCAGAGCCUUACUCUCAAAGCACCUGCUCAUUGUGUCCCUGCCUUUGUUUCCUCUCUUUACUCUUUUCCACGAGCACCUUUAUGUUUCAGAACUUUCUUUUAUAUGUAUAGUCUACGGAUUCUAGUGACAUUGCCCUUUGGUAAAAUUGCCUGCUUCCCAAUACUUUGAAUGCACAUUAGACAUACUUAACAGGGCAUCACACUCUGGUUUUGAAGCUUUUCUUUUUCCCUUUUUCUUCUAAGUAAAUAUUAUUUUAAAAAUUAUGACUUAAUUAUCAUAAGAGGUUUAAUUCAUGAAGUCAGGUUGCACACCUGCGACUUAAAACACAACUGCAGAAUGAUCUUGUUCCUUGUUUUUAUUUGUUAAAACUGAGUGUAGCAGGGAGCCCUUGCCACCUCCUAAGGCCACCAAAUGGUGCUGGGCAGAACUCUGCUUCCCAUUUGUUUAUGGGGAGUGGAGAGAAACAGGGAGAGGAAGAGAUGAAUUGGGGUGAUAGAGUGAAUUCACAGUAAUCUUUCUUUUGAAAAAAUUGAAAAACACUACUUUUAGGACAGGAGUUUAGAAAAAGCACCAAAAACUUUAUCCUUUACUUUGGCACCAGUUCCUAGCCAUCUUUUUUCUUUUCUUUUUUUUUUUUAAACCCCUUACCAUCUUGUAUUGGUAAAAUAUAAAUUUAUAAGUAUGUGUUUAGAGCUUUACAGUUUUGUUGAAGGAUUUUGCUCUCUUUUUGUUUAUCAACUGGCAAUUUUUUAUUCCCCUUUUUACAGAAGAGACUCCAAAUUGAUCAAAGGUACAGUAUUUAAUCUUCUGUUUGCCCCAGUAAAAUAACUCCCGUGGUAAAGCGGCAUUCAGAGGGGGUAGAUCGGGACAAGAGAAUGUUUUCCAUUUCAUGUGUAUUUUACCUCCAUGGCUCCAAUUUGUAGUUUUGUUGUUUUUUCCAUUGAGAAUAAAAAACUGGUAGUUUUUUUUUUUUUUCUC
Messenger RNA from Aethalodelphis obliquidens (Pacific white-sided dolphin), 1686 nucleotides. It is a transcript of the gene CYB5B, whose product is annotated as cytochrome b5 type B. The coding region runs from base 90 to 530 and encodes 146 amino acids. The record is from RefSeq and is a predicted model, not a curated record. The transcript is spliced from 5 exons. NCBI's taxonomy places the organism in Eukaryota, Metazoa, Chordata, Mammalia, Artiodactyla, Delphinidae. Gene Ontology annotation, molecular function: heme binding. Gene Ontology annotation, cellular component: intracellular membrane-bounded organelle; mitochondrial outer membrane.